Molecule: messenger RNA, 501 nt
Organism: Mesorhabditis spiculigera
Lineage: Eukaryota; Metazoa; Nematoda; Chromadorea; Rhabditida; Rhabditidae
Source: the annotation of a GenBank genome assembly
AUGUGCCGAUUUGGCUGGCUGCUUUUCAGCUCGAUCCUAUAUGCCGUUUUUGCCGAAGAUUGUACCGUAACCGAUUACCAACUGGACCAGUACGGAAGCGAUGAGUUCCUAAAGAAAAGCGUGAAGGGCAACUGCGAAAUGAUCAAUGCCUACAACGCAAUGUUUGUUAAGCGCGUCGGCAAGUUCUGGUGCGGUAUGGAAAAGUGGCAGCUUACGGACGAUGUCGCUGAAGCGUUAAGCAAGUCGCUUUGCAGUGAGGCCACGGAAAAAUUCUUCAGUCGCGUCUGCUUCAUUCACGACGUCUGUUAUGAGAAGCUGCAGGACAGGAAUCUGCUGAUGGAGAAGAGGCAUGAAAUGUGUGAUGAAGAUUUCUGCUAUAUCCUACUAGAGGCGGCUGCCAGGGACGCAGGAAAAUGCGUCGACCUAGCUGUAACCUUCUGUAGGGCCGUUAAGAGCCCUCUCUACGACGUGUUUGGCAAGAAGAAGCUCUUAAAAGCAAAU